AAUACGCUAAUCACAAGACAAGUACAUACGAGAAACGCAGGAGCAAGACAAAGCAACAAAAUAAAUGCCUAACAAAUUAUUUAGUAGUAACCAUGCAGUUGCCAAAAAAUAACCAUGAUAGAGUCAUAGAGAGUGCUUGGGUAUUAAAAAAUUGACAUUUAUCUUAAACAUACCUUCUACUUGUUGUCAAGUAAGUUGAGUUGAUUGCCUAAUGGACUUCCAAUUUAGUCUGUCAUAAUUCAAGUUUCAAGAUAAUCUGAAUGAGAGGAAGAAGCCACGCAGACACCUGAGUGUCACAUUUGUCACCUUAGAGUGAAAUGUUUAAUAGUCAAAAUGUCCAAUUGGACCACGUGGCUGAAGUGGCUGUAUAUAUGCAUGCUUCCCCCUCUCUAGGAUCAUUUUUAGAGUAGAGCAGAAUGACCAAGAGAGCAUCUGGGCUAGAGUGCAGAAAUUAGUUGAAGUUUAAGGAACAGUGAUCGAGGAUUAGAAGAUCAUGGAGGAACUGGCCCGAGAGAGCAUCAGCCUGUUGGCUCGCUCUGCGUCUCAUUCGGAUCCCCCUCGGCUCGGUUCUUUCGGUGCCGUGUUCAUUAUGCUGAAGUCUGCGCUUGGAGCCGGACUGCUGAACUUCCCGUGGGCCUUCCAGAAGGCAGGAGGAGUGCAUACUGCUAUUAGUGUGGAACUGGUAUCUCUGGUGUUCCUUGUUAGCGGACUGGUCAUCCUCGGCUACGCCUCCUCGGUCAGCAGACAAAAGACUUAUCAGGAUGUGGUGCGAGAAGUGUGUGGACCAGCUAUUGGGCAACUUUGCGAGAUCUGUUUCUGUUUCAACCUCUUCAUGAUAUGCGUCGCUUUCCUGGUGGUGGUGCAGGACCAGCUAGAGAAAUUGUGUAUUUCUCUAUAUGAAACGGUAACUGGGUCAGGUGAAGGGGACAUGCCAUAUCAUUGGUACACUGACCAGCGUUUUGCCCUCUUCAUCAUGUGUCUCGUCAUUAUCCUGCCACUGUCCAUCCCGAAAGAAAUUGGGAUCCAGAAAUAUACGAGUGUGCUGGGAACACUGGCAGCUACCUAUCUGUGCGUGGCGGUGAUUGUCAAAUACUACCUGAUGGAGACCCACACAGCAAUUCUAACUCCAGAGCAUACUCAAGGUGUGGGCUCAUGGGCUUCUAUGUUCAGUGUUGUGCCGACAAUCUGCUUUGGUUUCCAGUGUCAUGAGGCCUGUAUAGCAAUCUACAGCAGCAUGGAAAACCAGAAAAUUACACACUGGGUAGUUAUCUCUGUAAUCUCUAUGCUCUUCUGUUUGCUCAUCUACACGCUCACUGGAGUGUAUGGAUUCAUGACAUUCGGGCGAGAAGUUGCCUCCGAUAUAUUGAUGUCAUAUCCCGGGAAUGAUGUCGUCAUGAUCAUUUCAAGACUGCUUUUUGGAAUAUCAAUCAUUACUAUUUAUCCAAUUAUUCUUCUUUUGGGGAGAUCAGUCAUCCUUAACCUGAUGGUCCGAAUCCAAAGGCGUCGUUGGGGUAUCGUCACAAGCUCCUUUGAGAGUCGCUGCAGGGCACUUCUCACUGUUAUAUGGAUCACCAUCACUCUUCUCAUCGCCAUGUUUGUCCCUGACAUGGGGGAGGUCAUCAGUGUCAUUGGAGGAAUCAGUGCUUUCUUCAUCUUUAUCUUUCCUGGUCUUUGCUUGAUGUUCAUCAUGCAAAAUGAACCUGUGAGUCCAAGAAUCAGAGUCAUUUUAACAAUUUGGGGAAUCAUAACUGUUGUUGUUGGAGCAUUCAUCUUUGGACAAAGCACAACUAUUGCUGUCAUGGAGCUCCUAGACAAAUUCUGAAUGCCUUCAUCAUCAUCAUGGUGCUUAAUUGUUGAUGGAACACUUCUUCUAUUUGCACAAGUGAAAAAGUAUUUCCUGUUUUCUUUUUUAAUUGUAUGUUCUAGGUCAUUCUGUGUAGAUGUUUAAUUGCUUUACAGGGUGUUUUUGUUGAGAUGUAUCACUUAAAUAGGUCCAAGUGUAACAUGAUAAAAUAAAUCUUUUGUUGUAUUUGAUUGUAUAUGUAUAUAAAGCCUCACAGUAUUUUUUUAUAUUGUAUUUCAACUGAGAAUUUAAUGACAUGUACAAAUCACAAAAUGCUUCCGCCUAGUCACUGACAGGGGGCAGUAUUGCAUCUUUUAAAAAGAUCUUUUGAUCUGAAUACAGUACAUUUCUCAUAUUUUAUUCACAUACUCAAGUUUUACGAUCAUUUUGUCAUCUCAAAGACGAUGUUAACCUCUCUUUAGGUAAAUCGUGCAUUUCUUUGAGUGGAAAAAUUAUACAUUUAUGUGCGUUCUUUUAUUUCUGCCAUGCUCAUGUGUUGAAUUUGACUAUUUUAAUGUUCACCUGUCACCGACCAAGGCAAAUUGCUGGGGUAUGCUAAGUAUUUCUGCAACUGACUUGGAUGAAUUAUGGUCGUAUUUACAUGCUCAUUUCAUGUGUGCAAUUGAGCAGUGUUUUGAAGAGAAAUAGAAUAUAAGAGGCACAUACAGUUUGAUGUGAUAAUUAACCGUUUCUUGGUGCUUUACGGUUUAAUUUCUGUAAUGUUUCCCCGCCCCUCCACUGUAGUUAUCCUCCAGAGGCUGGAAUGCUGCUUGUGUUAAACCCAUGGGAGAUCAUACAGUAUUUCAACCUGCAGGCCAGAUGACUUAAUCCAGUGAAGGGGGGUGGAUAUUGCACCAAGUCCCAGAGUUGCUCUUCUGUUAACUGUAAAAGAAACUCAAAUUGACUACACAGGAAGCCCAAACUAAUGCUAGCUGACGUACAAUAGUUUUCAUUGACAAGCUAAAAAUAAGGGUCCUGCUAUUUAGUGUUUGUGAGUGGAAUUGCAUUAAAAAUGAACUGGAGGCAGCAAAGAAUAAACUGUACCCCCCAAAAAUCAUUAGCAGGACCGCCAACAAAUCAAUGAAUUCGCUUAACUGGUACUUUAGGAUUUUGUACAGACGCCAAUGAGAAAUAAUUUUGUUGAUUAUCUGGGUAAAUGUGGAAAUGGAUUAGUGUGACUGCUCAAGUCACAAUAGCGUAACCAGAUAAUAAUAAAAGCAUCAUUCUGCAUGAAUCAACAACUAGCCUGCUAGCUAACAGAUGGACAAACACAAGUUCAGCCUUGACAGUGGUCUGCCAUAU
Corythoichthys intestinalis (scribbled pipefish) is the source of this 3145-nucleotide messenger RNA. It is a transcript of the gene slc38a8b, whose product is annotated as solute carrier family 38 member 8b. The transcript has 10 exons. The record is from RefSeq and is a predicted model, not a curated record. Gene Ontology annotation, biological process: amino acid transmembrane transport. Bases 494 to 1822 code for a protein of 442 amino acids. Gene Ontology annotation, molecular function: L-amino acid transmembrane transporter activity. Lineage: Eukaryota; Metazoa; Chordata; Actinopteri; Syngnathiformes; Syngnathidae.